UUUAUUAAAAAUUAUUUUUAAUAUUAAAAUAUAAAAACAUAAAAAAAAAUUAAAUAAAAAGUAAAUUUUCAAUGGAGAGCAACUUGCACACACGAUGUCUUAGUGGCUGAUGUGUUAACAGCAAGUCAGGCAUACGUGGCCCACACUUCGAGCCUGGCUUUAACUUCUAUUUUAUUUUUUUAUAAAGUGAAUUGAUGACACAUGAUCCACUCCUUAUUUAAUUAAUUUAUUUUGUUUUAAACCUUCUCUCCCACUUGGAUUUAUGUAAGUGUACCACCUAUCUAAUCAUCUAGAUGGUAACCCAUUAAUAAGAAUUUAGAACUAAAAGAUUUGUUCUUUUUGUAGUUUCAGAUUCGAGCUUUGUAGUUGCUUAUAUGAUGGCCACUGGAGGCUUACAUGAUCGUUAACUUCAGGGUCCGUGAGAUUAGUCGAGGUACGUUCAAGCUGGUCCGGAUACCAACGUUAAACAAAAAAAAAAAAGUACCAACUACCUAUUAACAAAAUGAUUAAAUAAAUAUAUUUACUAGGUUUAAGUAAAGCACAUAAGUAACCUAAUUCUUUUAAAAGUAUUUAGGUAAUAAUUGAGAGAAAGGAAUCUAAACGCAGCAUCACUCAUCACUAUCUAUUAUGGAAGCUAACGAUUAUUUUUUAUUUUAAAAUAUAUUUAAAUAAUAUUUUUUUAUUUUUUAAAAAUUAAUUUUUAUAUUAAUGCAUUAAAAUGAUUUUAAAAAAUUAAUUUAAAAUAAAAUAAAAUUUAAAAUUUUUUAAAGUUACUUUAAAACAUAAAAAUAAACGGAUGUCGUAAGUGAUCUCAACUCCCUCCCACGACAAAACAAUCCUUAUCCCUUCCAACUGAUCCGCCAUUUUGAUACAUUAAGAGAAUCAGUGCCCUUCACGUCUCUGCUACUUCCCACCCCCCAUAUCUUCUUUUUUAGCAAAAUCUUCCUCUCCGUCCAUUUCACGCUCCCGUAGCUCACUCAACAUCUAAACCAUGCCCUCAUCCUUCACUGUCUCACCAUGUGAAGAUUCCCAAGAAACCAACUACCUGCAAACCCUUUUGGCCUCAGCUCGUCCUUUCCUUAGAGGAGAGCUAGAAUCCAUUGAUAAGAACUUGCCUUCCCUCAUUUCUGUGUUACGUUCUGUUGGUGCUGGUGAAUGCUGGCACAAACAUGGCAGCUUUCUUGAUCACCUAGUUGAAAUUUACCGUAUUCUCAAGAUAUGGAAAGCCCCUGACUCUGUCUGUCUCUGUGGCCUUUUCCAUUCUGCCUAUUCCAAUUCUUAUGUCAAUCUUGCUAUCUUUGAUCCUAACACCGGUCGAGAUGUUGUUCGCAACCAUGUUGGUGAGGCUGCUGAAAGGUUGAUUCACUUGUUUUGUAUUGUCCCUCGCCAAUCAUUGAUCCAUGAUGAUCUGUUGUUCAAGUAUUCUGAUAUAGAACUUGUUGAACACCUUAAAGCUUCUGAGUUGUCACUGAGGAAUGCAGGAGAGAAGGGUUUGUUCAAUGGAGAGGAGUCUUGGAGGAAGAAACUGGCUUCUCUUUUGCCUGCCAGUGGGAUAACAGUGAAGCAUAUAAAGAGUGGAGAAGAUGUUUUAGUGACCAGAAGAAUGGUGGGUGUUUUUCUCUUGAUGACCAUGGCUGAUUUUAGUGAUCAACUUUUUGGUUUUCAAGAUUUGUUGUUUGAAAACUUUGAUGGUCGUCUUGAGUUUCUAGGGAAUAAUUUUGGUGCUUUGUGGCCUGGAGAUGGCAAGCCAGGGCUAUGGAUCAAUUCAAUAUCAAGGAUGGGUGCAAUUUACUCUUUGAUUGUGAGAGAGGAAGAGAUUUUUAUUGAAGAGAGGAAGAGGGCUGGUGGUUUUGAAGUUGACAGAGAGAGAGAUGAAGAUAUAGAGCUUGUGUUGGCACCAGUUUUUGAGAAUUGUACUCAAGUUUUGGAUGCAAGAGAGCAGGUAGUGGCAAGGGACUUGUAUUGGGAAGCUGUUUGUGAUACCUCAAAGGGAGGGUUGGAGAGGGCUGAGGAGUUGUUGGUGAGCAGCAUUGAGAAGAACCCUUUUGUUGGUGAGCCUCAUGUGGUCUUGGGUCAAUUUUAUUUGACAAAAGGGAGGUUUGAGGAGGCCGAGAAAGAAGCUGAGAGAGGGGUCACACUCUUGUUAGAGUGGGGUAGUCCUUGGGAUAAGAGGAUGUCUUGGGAAGGAUGGAUUGCUUGGGCCAGGGUCUUGUUGAUGAAAGCUAAAGAGAAGUCAUGGCCGCAGACAUCUUGGGGCAUCCUUAAUUUAGGGCUUGUGAGGUAACUGGUUUUGUCGCUCCAUUCAUGUGUGCAGGCACUAAAUAAGAUGCGCACUACCUAGGUAGGUAGAAGAAGGCAGAGUCAAGGCACUACUAUGGUGACUUCUACCCUUUGCUUAAAUGGCCUGAAAGAACACAAUAUUUAGUAUUUUGUUUUGUGAAGAUCCAUUUACUUCUCCGGGUUUUCUUUUCAAUUGUGGACCUAUAAUGGUAUGGCUACUUUCUCUUUUUUUAUUUGAUGACAAGGAUAUAUAUCAUAUUGAGACUACGGCUCCAUUAUGGUU
Messenger RNA from Populus trichocarpa (black cottonwood), 2563 nucleotides. RefSeq lists its product as uncharacterized. Gene Ontology annotation, molecular function: protein binding. Lineage: Eukaryota; Viridiplantae; Streptophyta; Magnoliopsida; Malpighiales; Salicaceae. Bases 992 to 2284 code for a protein of 430 amino acids. The record is from RefSeq and is a predicted model, not a curated record. The transcript has a single exon.